Molecule: messenger RNA, 2573 nt
Organism: Vigna angularis (adzuki bean)
Lineage: Eukaryota; Viridiplantae; Streptophyta; Magnoliopsida; Fabales; Fabaceae
Product: protein indeterminate-domain 12
Exons: 3
Coding region: 757-2106 (449 amino acids)
Cellular component (GO): nucleus
Molecular function (GO): DNA-binding transcription factor activity
Source: RefSeq, a predicted model, not a curated record
GUCAAUUCCGUCAUCCACAUCCCUCUUUUUCUCUCUGCAGACUUCUUAACCUUUUUUAGUCCUCUUGCCUUUUCCUUCACCCUAAUUUCUUUCUUUGCUCAGUUUUUUCUUAAUGUGUUUUACAAUUUGCCACUACUUCUGUUGUCAUCAUCACCUUCUCCUCUCUACAAAUAUGAACUUCUCUUAGCAUAAUAUAGAUAUAUUAAGAAAAACGAAGUCAGGUUAUUGAUUAUAUCUUCCUUUUUUCAAUAUGGUUGUUGAUUGCAUAUAUAGAGGAUUGUAGUGAUGAGCAUGUUUAAUUUUACAUAUGGAAAGAGAUAUACAUAUAUAUCUAAAGUAGUUGUUCAGAGUUAGUUCAGACAAAGAAUCCACAUAGCUUAGACAGUGACUUGAAAAAUAACCCACCACCAUCAUCAUCAUCAUCACCUCCUCUCUUCACGAGAUUAAUUACUCAUUUUACCUUUUUCUUUUUAUUGUAAUGUUUUACCACAAAGUAAAUGAUGUCUUUCUCUGUCUAUGAGUCCCUGCCACCCCUUCACUAGCAAGGUUCUGCAUAUAAUUAUUAGUCGUGUCCCAACCCAAGCUAGGAUUUUGCAUUUUGGCUCAACAAGGAGCAAAAAGUAGUCAUCACGAAACCAAGGUAAUAAAUACAUAGCUACGGUUUGGAACAAACAAACAAACCAAGACAUUAGAAUAUCGUAUCUUGCUUUUCUUCUCUUUCUUUUUCCUCCAACUUGGAGUUUUUCUUCAAAGGCAAUGUUCCCUUCAGUUAUGUCCAAUUCCAAUUCCUUGUCUGAAGAGGCCACUGUCUCCUGUGGUACAAGAAUCGGUGGACUCAAUCACGUAGUCACAACAAUCAUUUCUCCACAACAACCUCAAAAGAUCAAGAAAAAGAGAAACCUCCCUGGAAACCCUGACCCGGAUGCUGAAGUGAUUGCUUUAUCACCGAAGACUCUUCUAGCUACUAAUAGAUUUGUGUGUGAGAUCUGCAACAAGGGUUUCCAGAGAGACCAGAACCUUCAGCUUCAUAGGAGAGGGCAUAACCUCCCAUGGAAGCUGAAGCAAAGGAACAACAAAGAGGUGAAAAAGAAAGCCUACGUUUGCCCGGAACCUUCAUGCGUUCAUCACAACCCCUCAAGGGCUCUCGGGGACCUCACAGGAAUUAAGAAACAUUACUGCAGAAAACAUGGAGAGAAGAAGUGGAAAUGUGAAAAGUGCUCAAAGAUCUAUGCCGUUCAGUCUGAUUGGAAAGCUCACUCCAAAACCUGUGGUACUAGAGAAUAUAGAUGUGAUUGUGGAACCCUUUUUUCCAGGAAGGACAGCUUCAUAACUCACAGAGCAUUCUGUGAUGCAUUGGCUGAAGAAAGUGCAAGACUGUCAGCAAACCAACUGGCCACAAGCACCACAAACCCUUUGGUCCAAUCCCUAUUCCUUUUCCCAACCCAACAACACAACAACAACAACAUCAACACCACCAACUUCAUCAAUCCCUGGGACCCAAACCCUAACCCUAGCAACCUUCCAACCCUCCACAACGCCAUCAAAUCUGAAUCUCACAACUUCCACACUCCAAUCUUCAGCACCACCACCAACAACAACAACAUCUCUUCUCCUUCAUUGCUUCUUCAUCAUCCCCCCAAGACCAUGAUAACCUCACCCUACAGUGACCUCCACGUACGCCCCUCCAACGCUGCCACGUCAGCGCACCUCUCCGCCACUGCGCUGCUCCAGAAGGCUGCAACCUUUGGCGCCGCCGCUAUAACGGGCCCCACUCACGUCACUCCGCUCAGCAUGGCCGAGUUGGGAACCGGAUCGACUCAGCUGGACUCGGUGCCACCCGAACGCUACAUGAACAUGAGGGGCCUCACGAAUAGCGACGGUCUGACCAGGGACUUUCUUGGCCUCACCAAUGGCGACGCGGUGAACGUUAGCAUCGACGUCAAGGACAUGCUAACGUUCACGGGAGGGAGCGUAGAGUACAACCAUUACCACCACCAAGCCUACGAUCACCAUCAUAAUCAUAGCAACUCGCUUUUCAAGCCACAGCAUGGGUUUGGAUUCCUUGGGACAACCACUGGACCCGAAUCCUGGGGAAAUUGUGAGUGAACUGCUUUAGUCUGUGAAAAUUGUAAGCUUCGGUCACAAAAUUUCGAAAAAUGUUUACUACAAUCCUUAAUUUUACAAGAGUUAACGUUAACAACACACUCCUAGCAUUCUCUUUUAAUACACUCGUUUUUAUAGAUUAAAAUUUAUUGAAAACCACUUUUAUUAAUAAAAGUUUGUGAAGGGGUGUGCUGCUAACAGUGACCGUUUGUACUGAAUGACCUUGUUUAAAAUCAAGGACUGAAGUAAAAAUCUUGAAUCAAAGUUACUGAAGAGAUUGUUGCUUACAAUUUUAGGGACCAAUGUGUUGUGUUGGGUGUAAUUUCGAGAUAAUGUUCACACAAACUAGAGAGUGGAAUACCCUUGCUUGCUGGAACUUGUAUUUUUAUUUUACCCCUUUGAAUUACUACAGUUAAUGCUUUGCCUCAGAGUUUGGUUGAUGAAUUAAUUAUUAAAAGGUGUUUUAGUUU